Molecule: messenger RNA, 8535 nt
Organism: Stegostoma tigrinum
Lineage: Eukaryota; Metazoa; Chordata; Chondrichthyes; Orectolobiformes; Stegostomatidae
Gene: atg9a
Product: ATG9 autophagy related 9 homolog A (S. cerevisiae)
Exons: 16
Coding region: 236-2746 (836 amino acids)
Biological process (GO): autophagy of mitochondrion; protein localization to phagophore assembly site
Cellular component (GO): autophagosome; phagophore assembly site
Source: RefSeq, a predicted model, not a curated record
GUCAGAACCGCCCCGCUCCUCCAUUGUUUCCGGUUGUUGACGGCCGAGGGUCGCCCCGCUCCAGGAGAAGCUCCGGCCUCAGUAAGCCUGAUCUGCAAGCUGAUGAAGAUUGAAACUAAACCUUGGUGAUUGAAACUGUGACUGAAGUUUUGAGUCUUGCUGUCUGUCCAAGGGAUCUUCCUGUGACAUUGAAUGAUGAGAACGUCUGGCACCAGUUGAGGAAUGGCAGCCUGAGAUGGCAGCAUUUACCACGGAGUACCAGCGACUGCAGUCCUCCUACACCGAUUCACCACCCGGGGAGGAGGACCUGCUGGUUCAUGUGGCUGAUGGUGGCAAAUCUCCAUGGCAUCACAUUGAAAACCUGGAUUUGUUCUUCUCCAGAGUCUAUCACUUACACCAGAAGAAUGGCUUCCUCUGUAUGCUGCUGUCUGAAAUGUUCGAAUUGGUGCAGUUUGUUUUCGUCGUCACUUUCACCACGUUUCUGGUCAGUUGUGUUGAUUACGACAUCCUUUUUGCUAACAAGCUGGUGAACAAUACGCAUCGUGAAAACCAGCUGAUCAAAGUGACACUGCCAGACGCCUUUCUGCCCCCAUGUGUCUGCACUGCUCAGAUCCGACAGAACGUGCUGAUCAUCUUCAUCCUGAUGAUUGCUGGUGUCUUUUGGAUUCAUCGGUUGGUUAAGUUCAUCUACAACAUCUGCUGUUACUGGGAAAUUUGCGCAUUUUACAAGAAUGCUUUGAAGAUACCAAUGGCCCAGCUCCCAUACUGUAGCUGGCAGGAGGUUCAAGCACGGAUCAUCCACAUUCAGAAAGAACAUCAAAUCUGCAUCCACAAGAGGGAGCUGAGUGAAUUGGACAUCUACCAUCGUAUCCUGCGUUUCAAAAACUACACUGUGGCCAUGAUUAACAAAUCUCUGCUGCCAAUCCGUUUUCACGUUCCCUUCCUGGGCGAGGUGGUUUUCUACACCAGGGGUUUGAAGUAUAACUUUGAACUGAUCUUUCUGUGGGGCCCUGGCUCGCUCUUCCAGAAUGAAUGGAGUUUGAAGCCAGAGUACAAACGAGCAGGCAAUCGGUUGGAGCUGGCACAGAAGCUCAGCACGCGGAUUCUGUGGAUUGGAAUCACCAACUUGCUCCUCUGCCCUAUUAUCCUGAUCUGGCAGAUUCUGUACGCUUUCUUCAGCUACACAGAGGUCAUCAAGCGGGAGCCUGGCAGCUUAGGGGCUCGGUGCUGGUCACUGUAUGGCCGGUGUUACCUGCGACAUUUCAAUGAGCUGGACCAUGAGCUACAGUCCAGGCUCAGCAAGGGCUAUAAGGCUGCCUCCAAAUACAUGAACUGCUUCCUGUCACCAUUGCUCAGCGUCCUGGCUAAAAACCUGGCCUUCUUUGCUGGCUCCAUCCUGGCUGUGCUCAUCACUCUAACUGUGUAUGACGAAGAUGUUCUGGCUGUAGAGCAUGUGCUGACCACAAUCACUCUGCUCGGUCUCUGUAUUACUGUGUGUAGGUGUUUUAUUCCGGACAAACAUGUGGUGUUCUGCCCGGAACAAUUACUCCGGGUCAUUCUGUCCCACAUCCACUACAUGCCUGACCACUGGCAAGGGGCAGCCAAUCGAUAUGAGACCCGUGAUGAGUUUGCUCAGCUCUUUCAAUACAAAGCGGUCUUCAUCCUUGAGGAACUGCUGAGCCCCAUCAUCACCCCUUUCAUCCUCAUCUUCUGCUUAAGGCGCAAGUCCCUCGAGAUCAUCGAUUUCUUCCGUAACUUCACAGUGGAGGUUGUGGGUGUUGGGGAUACCUGCUCCUUCGCCCAGAUGGAUGUGCGGCAGCAUGGACACCCUGCGUGGUUUUCUGGAGGCAAGACUGAGGCCUCCAUCUAUCAGCAGGCUGAGGAUGGCAAAACUGAACUCUCCCUCAUGCACUUUGCCAUCACGAACCCUCAGUGGCAGCCCCCACAGGACAGUACUGCCUUCAUCAGCCAACUGAAGGAGAAGGUCAGCCGAGAAAAGGGCGCAGUGAUUGGAAACCACAGCUUCCUUCCAGAGAAUGGCGUGUUCACAUCCUUACAGUCUGUACAGUCUGAGUCCGAGCCUCACAGUCUGAUCACGAACCUGAUUGCAGGACCACCCUCCCUGGUAUUUCAGAGAGGUCGAGACGGACCAUUGGAUCCAGCUUCCUCACUGCGAUCAUUCUCUCCAGGACAGAAUGUUCCAGGCAGUCUCCACACCUCCCUGCUGCGGAACAAGACAGGGAGACACACAGCUGGAUCUGGGCCCGAUAUGAAAAUGAUGAGUUCUGGGAGCAGUGCCUGGGAGGGACAACUCCAGAGUAUGGUUCUCUCCGAGUAUGCUUCGACUGAGAUGAGUUUGCAUGCACUCUACAUGCAUGAGCUUCACAAGCAGCAAAUGCAGGGAGAACCAUCACGUCAUGUAUGGCACCGACAAGACAGUGAUGACAGUGGUGAGAGCGGUGUGGAGGAGGCCGAGCUGAGGAGACCAUCACUAAUGACCAUUCCACGAUCCUCUACCUACCCUGUCACUACCAGCAGAACAUUGGAUCUCCGCGAGGAACCAACUGGUCUCCUACACACUGUCCACAGGCGAUAUGGAGGAAUCAGCAGUUCGACUGAGCCCCAAAGGCCGUUCUCUCAACAGCCCAUGGGGGGCUGGACAGAAAGCUCGCCCCCUCAACAUCCUGCGCCUGUACCUGAGGAGGGAUUGGAGGAUGAACUGCCCCCACAAAUGCACCAGGUGUAGUUGAUCUGGAGUAUCUAACAGAGGCAAUGAAGAUGAUCCGAGAGUUUGGGGCUUACAGGCUCUUGCUGCUGCUGGAUUGUCCACUGCAUGGCCCACUGGCAUGUGUUUGAUUGAUUUAAUUUGUUGCAAUCAAAUUGGUAUUUGUGUCAUUGGGUGAUCAGGUAUGUCAAACUGUGCCCCAACAUGUUCUGAUAAAUUUUGCCAUUUUCAAUAUAUCAUUGUGAAAGUGUUUGAAUAUUUAAUUUUUAAAAAUCCCUCUGGUUUCCUAACCAUCCGAAUUUUGAAUAUUGUUUGAAAUAACCCAAAGUCUGCUACUCCCAUGACAGUGCUGGGUCAGUGACAGAGUCUGUGUCUCUGUGUCUCUGUGUCUCUGUGUCUCUGUGUCUCUGUGUCUCUGUGUCUCUGUGUCUCUGUGUCUCUGUGUCUCUGUGUCUCUGUGUCUCUGUGUCUCUGUGUCUCUGUGUCUCUGUGUCUCUGUGUCUCCUCUCUCGUUGUCUUCUCUCCUCUCUCGUUGUCUUCUCUCCUCUCUCGUUGUCUUCUCUCCUCUCUCUCUCUCUCUCGUUGUCUUCUCUCCUCUCUCGCUGUCUUCUCUCGCUGUCUUCUCUCUCUCUCUCUCUCUCUCUCUCUCUCUCUCUUUCACUCUCUCUCUUUCUCUCUGUCUUCUCUCUCUCUCUUUCACUCUCUCUCUUUCUCUCUGUCUUCUCUCUCUCUCUUUCACUCUCUCUCUUUCUCUCUGUCUUCUCUCUCUCUUCUCUCUGUCUCCUCUCUGUCUUCUCUCUCUCUCUCUCUCUCUCUCUCUCUCUCUCUCUCUCUGGGCAGAGAAGCAUUUUUGGAUUGGUCAUUGUUUGAUCUUCUCUUAGUUGUUGCUUGACUCUUAUUUUCAAUGCAGUUCUGUUAAAGGGACUUUUUGUUGGUUAGAUUUUAAAAGUCUGAUCAAACAGAGUGAGAAAUCUGUUUAUCCCAGCAUGGAGCAGCAUUUCAUUUGCAGGGAAGCUCAUUGUUAUAGGAACAUAAGGACAGAUGUCCAUUCAACCCCUUGAGUCUGUUCUGCCGUUAAUUCUGUCCUGAUUGAUCAGUUUCCAUGUCCCUCCAAGGGGAUAAUUCAGUUGAUCACAUUCCUGUAUCUGAAUCAUAAGGGUUUGCCUGAGGCAAUCAGCUGACAGUGCCCCUGUGUGCCCAAGUGGCUGUAAUGGCAUUAUCUCACAGACUAGUUUUAGUAUUUUUCCCAAUAUCCAGGCCAAUGUUUAUCUCUCAAACAAUAUCUGAUGAAACUGAUGCUCAGAUAAUUACACAAUUGCCAUUGGCGGCAGUUUGAAGUGUGUUCAUUGGCUGCUGCAUUGUUUCCAUUAUCUGUUAACUGUAAAGCAUUUGGAGAUGUCCAGUGAGCUUCACCAAAACUUUACAAAGGUGUAGGCCUGGUGCUCUAUUCUUUUUCUGAGAAGGAGUUAUAUUGGACUUGAAACAUUAACCAUUUCUCUCUGCACAGGCAGUACAAAAGCUGCUGAGUUUCUCCAGCACUUCUCUCUCUUUAAUUUCAGCACCUGCAGUGAAUAGCUGAUACUCCGUCACAGCACAAAUAUCCAUCAAACUCUGCUGAUCCCCAGAAUCCACAGCUUUUUCAAGUCCAUGUACUCCAGAUCUCCACUUGCUGUCAGUGAGGAUUGUCUAUUAGGAACAGGAUACUGAUUGUGGAUGAUCAGCCAUGAUCAUAGUGAAUGGUGGUGCUGGCUCAAAGGGCCGAAUGGCCUAUUCCUGCACCAAUUGUCUAUUAGGACCUGGUUCCUGACUUCACUCCCAAAUGACCUGGCUCUGAUUUUACAGUUCAGCUCCUUGUUGUGGACUCCCCCUCUCUGUAACCCCACACCCCAAUUGAUCCUAAGGCAGUAGUUUCCACCGAUCUGCUCUGUAAACUCUCCAUUAAUCUUCUUGGUGAGAUCACCCUCGUUGUAUUACCACUAGACUAAUAAUCUAGAAACCCAGGUAAAUUUCUGAGAACCUGGUUUUGAAUCCCAUCACAGCAGAUGGUAAAAUUCGGUGAAAAUCUGUUGUUCAUGGUCUAAUGAUGACCUUGAAAACCAUUGUUGAUUGCUGUUUUAAAAAAAACCCAUCUCGUUCACUAAUGUCCUUCAGGAAAGAAAAUCUAUCCUAGAACAAAGAACAAUACAGCACAGGAACAGUCCCUUCGGCUCCAAACCUGCACUGAAACAUUCUGCCCUUCCAAAUUAAAACUGCCUUCAUUCACAGGAUCCGUAUCCCUCUAUUCCCUUCCUAUUCAUGUAUUUGUCCAGGAGCUUCUUGAAUGCUGCCACAGUGUCUGCUUCCACCCCCUCUUCUGACAGCACGUUCACUACUCUUUGCACGGAAAUACCUGCCUCGCACAUUUCUCUGAAACUCCACACCCUCGGCCCAGCACCUUGAACCUGGGUUGCCUAGUAAUUGACCCUCCACCCUGGGAAAAAGCCUCAUACUUUCCACUCUAUCCAUGCCAUUAACAAUCUUUUAAACGUUUGCGAGGUCACCCCUCAACCUCCUGUGUUCCAAUGAAAACAAACUCAGCUAUCUAAACUUUCUUCAGAGCUAAAAUCCCCUAGACCAGGCAACUUCCUGGUUAAACCCUUCCUGUAAUCUCUCCAAAGCAUCCAGACCCUUCUGCUAGUGUGGUGACCAGAAUUAUAUGCAAUAUUCCAACUGUGGCCUAAAUAAAGUUCAAUAAAGCUGCAGCUUAACUCACCUAUCCUUAUACUCAAAAUCCCUUCCAAUGAAGGCAAGCAUGCCAUAGGCCUUUUUUACCACCUUAUCUACCCGUGCUGCCUCCUUCAGUGAUCUGUGGACCUGCACACCCAGAUCUCUCUGCAUAUCACUAAUCCUAAGGGUUCUGCCAUUUACUGUAUAAUUUCCACCUGUACUUGACCUUCCAAAAUGCAUCCCUCACAUUUGUCUGGAUUAAACUCCAUCUGCCAUUUUUUCUGCCCUUUCUUCCAACUGAUCUACAUCUUCAUGUAUCCUCUGACAAUACUCCUCACAUCUGCAACUCCACCAAUCAUUGUCUUGUCUGCAAACUUACUGAUUAGACCAGCCACAUUUUUCUCCAAAUGAUUAAUGGACAUAAUGAACACCAGAGGUCCCAGCACUGAUCCCUGUGGAACACCAACAGUCACAGCCCUCCAUUCUGAACUGCAUCCUUCCACCACUACCCUCUGUUUCCUAUCACUUUGCCAGUUCUGUAUCCCUCUUGUCAGCUCACCCUGAUACCAUGUAACUUCACCUUUUGAAGAUCAUCCUUACCUGGCUUAUAUUUAACUCCAGACCCACAGCAAUGUGGGUAACACUUACCUGCCCUCAGAAACAGCCCUAACAAGCCACUCAGUUGUAUCAAUCAUUAUAAGGAAAAAAAUAAUGGAACUGUAAUGAUCACCUGGCAUUGACCUCGGGAACAGAAACAAUAACAGCAGAGACAACCCUAUCGACCCUUUGGACUCCUCCUACUAACACCUGGGGAUUAGUGCCAACAUUGGGAAGAGCUGUCUCACAGACUAGGUGAACAACAGCCUGACAUUGUCUGUAAAGUUUGAUUCUGUGAGUAUGACUAUGUCCCAGACACCACCUUCCCUGGGACACAUUCGGCCAAGAGUGUGGAGUCAGGAGGGAGUUGUCCUGGAGUCUUCUACACUGACUCUGCAGCCUGUGAAAUCUGAUGGUACCAGGUCGAGCAUGGACGAGGAAACUUCUUGUUGAUCAGACGUAUCUUAUUGAAUGGCAGAGUAGACUCCAGGGAUUGAGCAGCCAGUCCUGUUCUUUGUAUCUUAAUAUGUUUAUAACAGUGUAGAUAAAAGAGAAGCAGUGGAUGUGAUAUAUUUGGAUUUUUAGAAAGUCUUUGAUCAGGUAUUACAUGCUAAGCUAAUUAGUAAGAGCCCGUGGUGAUGGGGGUAGUACUUUAGCAUGGAUAAGAGGAUUGGCUAACUCAUAAAAAACAGAAUUGGAUAAGGAGGGCAUUUUCAGGAUGGCAAACUAAUUAGUGUUCGGUGAUGGAGCCACAAUUACUUACAAUCUAUAUUAAUGACUUGGAGGAGGGAAAUGAAUAUACUGUCACAGAGUUGGGUGGAUGACACAGAAAUAGGUGGUAAGGCAAGUGGUGAGAAUGACUGAGUCUGUGAGGGAUAAAGGCAUGUCAAGUCAGUGCGUGGAUUAUAAUGUGGAAAAAUGUGCGGUUUUGCACUUUGGCAGGAAGAAUAGAGAAGCUGAAUAUUGUGUAUUCUAAAAGUAGGGAGGUUUUGAAAAAAACUGUACGAGGCAGUAGUCAGACCACAGCUGGAAUACUGUGAACAGUUUUGGGCGCCUUAUCUCAGGAAAGAUGGACUGCCUGCAACAUUAGUCCAGAGAAGGUUCAUUCAGCUGAUCCUGGGUAUAGUAGGACUCUCUAAUGAGGAGAGGUUGAGUAUGUUGGAUCUGUACUGAGGAGUUUAGAAGAAAGAAGUGACCUUGUUGAAAAAUAUCAGAGUCUAGUGGUACUUGUCAGGGGGGAAUAGUGAAGGGUUGUAUCCUCCUUGUGGGAGGGUGUAGGAUCAGAGGACAUCAUCUCAGAAUAAGAUAAUGUCCCAUUUAAGACAGAUGAAGAAUUUCUUCUCUGACGGGAGUGAAUCAGUGGAGCUCUUUACCACUGAGGGCUGUCGAGGUUGGGUUGUUAAGUAUUCAAGGCUGGGACAGAUUUUUAAUCAGUAAUGGAAUGGAGGGUUAUGGGGAAAAGGCAGGAAAGUGAAUUUGAAGAUUAUCAGAUCAGCCAUGAUCUCAUUGAAUGGUAAAACAGAUUUUUUUGAUGGGCAGAAUGGCCUACCGCUUCUACAUUUUGUGGUCUACUGGUCUCAUGCCUUCCUUGAACUGUGCUGAUAGACUUGGUGUGCCCCUCCACACCUCUGAACCUCUCUCCCACCUUGUACAGCACAGCUCGGUCGCUCCUAGCAUGACUCUCUCUCCUCCCCCAUACCCACAAGCAUGGGACUUUGUCCUCAACCCUGCCUUUCACUCCACUCAGACAGGAUCCUGUGUCACCCCUUAUUCAAGACAGGGUGCCCCCCAAACCAGAAUGUGGCUCAGAUUGCCCUCCCCAGCACUGCAAUAUACUUAUUCUGUUGUAGGCCUGCUCGUCCUGAGAUCUCUCCUACUGCUAUUUUGUUACAUUUCAAUCAAACCCUUUGAGCUGAGCUUUACAAAUAAUCAUUACUGUUCACCCACACUAUCUUGAUUGUAGCUGCAAGCACCAUCCACAUUUCUUUGAAUCUCUAAAUGUGAGGCCAUUGUUUUAUUGGCAUUACAGCUCAUAUCCAAGUUCCCAGCUUUCUCAGUAAAUGUUAAAGCUCCCAGGCUUCUGUCAGGACAGCAGAGCAGUUUACCCGGUGUCCCUCAGCCAGUAUUUCUCCCCUCUGUCAUUGCUGCAGCUCAGCUUCUUGCUGUUUGUGUAAUCCUGCUGUAUGUAAUACCUGCUGCAUGUCGCCACGUAAGUGGAGUGAGUAUUUUAGAACAAUUUAUUGUCUGUGAAGUGCUUUAAUGUUGAGAAUGAUAGGACCAUGUUCCAAUGCAAAUCACUCUCUCUGUUAUUCUUAAUACUGACUGAUUGUAACUUUGAUUCUGUGCUUGGAGACUGCACUCUGCUAACAGUGAGUCAGCUCAUUGGGUCCAGGUUAUUUGCACUUUUUAAUCAUCUGUGUACAGACUGAUUUUGUAUAGAAUCUGUAUAUUACACCUUUUUUACGGAUGUAUAAGUCAUUGUUAAUAAAAUAACGUAUUAGUCACAA